AUGGAUUGACAAUCAUUUUUGUUUUUUGUGAUGUCAAGUCAUAAUUUUUUUUUCUUCUUGAAAAUAUAUUUACAUCGUGGGAAACACGCCUCCUGAUUUAUAUCUUAAUUAUCUUAUAAUAAAAUAAAGAUUAAAAUUUGAAAAUAUCCUAAUAUAUUUGAAAAUAUAUGGUGAAUGAUCUGCCACGUGCUUACCUACCCCAUUUUCAAUCUAUAUGAAGACAUCUCUCCUCCCAUUAUUUCACGUGAACCUUCAGAAACCAAACUUUGGACCUUUUCUUCUUCUUUUUUUAUUAUUCUUUUCUCCAAUAUGGCUCUGCCUCUUUUAGUAUUAGUUUCAAUCUUUGUUCUCCUUCUUGCAUACAUUCUGUACCAGAGGCUGAGGUUCAAGCUACCACCCGGUCCACGGCCGUGGCCGAUUGUUGGGAACCUCUAUGCCAUCAAGCCUAUUAGGUUCAGAUGUUUUGCAGAGUGGGCUCAGGCUUACGGACCAGUUGUUUCAGUUUGGUUUGGUUCGACUUUGAAUGUAGUUGUGUGUAAUGCGGAACUGGCCAAGCAAGUUCUCAAAGAGAAUGACCAGCAGCUGGCCGAUCGACAUAGGUCUAGAUUGUCUGCAAGGUUUAGUAGAGACGGCAAGGACCUCAUCUGGGCUGACUAUGGUCCUCAUUAUGUGAAGGUUAGGAGAGUGUCUACUCUUGAGCUCUUCUCAGCAAAGAGACUUGAGGAACUCAGACCUAUAAGAGAAGAUGAGGUUACUUUCAUGGCAGAAUCCAUUUUCAAGGAUUGCACCAAUCCAGAGAACCAUGGAAAAAGCCUGUUGGUGAAGAAAUAUUUGGGAGAUGUGGCUUUCAAUAACAUUACAAGGCUAGCAUUUGGGAAACGAUUCAUGAAUUCAGAGGGCAUAAUUGAUGAGCAAGGCCAAGAAUUCAAGGCAAUUGUUUCCAAUGGAGUUAGGCUGGGUGGAUCACUGACCAUGGCAGAGCACAUUCCAUGGCUUCAAUGGAUGUUUCCACUAGAGGAAGAGGCUGUUGAAAAGCAUAACGCUCGUCGAGAUGGGCUAACUAGAGUUAUCAUGGAGGAACACACCAAUGCACGCAAGAAAAGUGGAGGUGCCAAGAAACAUUUCGUUGAUGCACUGCUUACAUUGCAAGAAAAAUAUGACCUUAGUGAGGUUACAAUUACUGGUCUCCUAUGGGACAUGAUUACUGCUGGCAUGGAUACAACAGCAAUCACAGUGGAGUGGGCAAUGGCUGAGCUAAUCAAGAACCCAAGGGUUCAACAGAAGGUUCAAGAUGAGCUAGACCGAGUGGUUGGGUUCGAACGUGUCAUGACUGAGGCAGAUUUCCCAAAUCUCCCUUACCUGCAAGCUGUAGUCAAGGAAUCGCUGAGGUUGCACCCACCAACACCACUGAUGCUACCUCAUCGUGCCAAUACUACUGUUAAAAUCGGCGGCUAUGACAUCCCUAAGGGAUCAGUUGUUCACGUAAACGUAUGGGCUGUGGCUCGUGAUCCGGCUUUGUGGAAGAACCCUUUAGAGUUCCGGCCGGAGAGGUUCUUCGAGGAGGAUGUCGACAUGAAGGGUCAUGAUUUCAGGCUACUUCCAUUCGGCGCUGGAAGAAGGGUGUGCCCUGGUGCACAGCUUGCCAUCAAUCUGGUCACGUCUAUGAUCGGUCAUCUGCUCCACCAUUUUCAUUGGACCACCCCUGAUGGUGUCAAGCCAGAGGAAAUUGACAUGUCAGAAAGACCUGGAAUUGUCACUUACAUGAUGACCCCACUACAAGCAGUGGCCACUCCUCGCCUGCCUGCACACUUGUACAAACGGGUGGCUUCAGAUAUGUGAUUUGCACGUUGCUGCCAUGGUUGUCCUUGGAUUAUUUUAGUUUUUGAAUUGGAUCGAGAUGGUCCAUCACCAAGUCUGAAACGGAUGCCUAUGGUUUGGAAUAAAUGAUGGGAAAAAACAUUAGCUGCAUUCAAUAAGCAGUCAAUAUUUUGUAUUUGAGGUUGUCAGCUCAAGCAUUUCUAUAUCAUAUGAUUUGAGGAGGUGACUCAUAAAGCCA
Messenger RNA from Populus nigra (black poplar), 2056 nucleotides. Its product is annotated as cytochrome P450 98A2-like. NCBI's taxonomy places the organism in Eukaryota, Viridiplantae, Streptophyta, Magnoliopsida, Malpighiales, Salicaceae. Bases 175 to 1839 code for a protein of 554 amino acids. The record is from RefSeq and is a predicted model, not a curated record. Gene Ontology annotation, molecular function: iron ion binding; heme binding; oxidoreductase activity, acting on paired donors, with incorporation or reduction of molecular oxygen. The transcript has 3 exons.